This is a messenger RNA of Ylistrum balloti, 432 nucleotides long. RefSeq names its product ovarian abundant message protein-like. Lineage: Eukaryota; Metazoa; Mollusca; Bivalvia; Pectinida; Pectinidae. The record is from RefSeq and is a predicted model, not a curated record. Bases 1 to 432 code for a protein of 143 amino acids. The transcript has a single exon.
AUGACAGAGGAACCAGUAAUAUCGUCUUCCUACCUCGUGACAGAGGAACCAGUAGUAUCGUCUUCCUACCUCGUGACAGAGGAACCAGUAAUAUCGUCUUCCUACCUCGUGGCAGAGGAACCAGUAAUAUCGUCUUCCUACCUCGUGGCAGAGGAACCAGUAAUAUCGUCUUCCUACCUCGUGGCAGAGGAACCAGUAAUAUCGUCUUCCUACCUCGUGACAGAGGAACCAGUAAUAUCGUCUUCCUACCUCGUGACAGAGGAACCAGUAGUAUCGUCUUCCUCUCUCGUGACAGAGGAACCAGUAGUAUCGUCUUCCUACCUCGUGACAGAGGAACCAGUAAUAUCGUCUUCCUACGUCGUAACCAGUAAUAUCUUCCUACCUCGUGGCAGAGGAACCAGUAAUAUCGUCUUCCUACGUCGUAACCAGUAA